Myotis myotis is the source of this 1767-nucleotide messenger RNA. It is a transcript of the gene CCDC159, whose product is annotated as coiled-coil domain containing 159. Bases 312 to 1706 code for a protein of 464 amino acids. The record is from RefSeq and is a predicted model, not a curated record. The transcript has 12 exons. NCBI's taxonomy places the organism in Eukaryota, Metazoa, Chordata, Mammalia, Chiroptera, Vespertilionidae.
CUGCCUCCUGUACCGCCCCAUUGGCUAUGGACUAAUCGAUUAGCAGAAACCUGCCUGAAGCCCCGCCCCCUCUCUGGGAUUUUACCCAAUUACGCGGCGGCUCCCAAGAUCUGCGGAAGCGGGAAGGCGCCAAUGAGGCCGUGGGUUGCAACGGAGGGGGCGGGGCUAACGUGCCAGCCACGCCCCUCUCUGUGACUCCGCGUUUAGGCUCCGCGCGUUUUAAAGUGAUGGUGUCCCCACAGGAUCAAAUUUCAGCGUCACAGCUGGGGACUGGCUUCGCGGUUCCUGAUGGGAGAGCAUGAGCAGGUGCUAUGUGCGACCCUGUUCUGGCCGGCCUGCCCCGGGACUCUGACUACUCUCUGCCCUGCUACUGCUCAUCUCCGUCGCCCUCCAACUUGUGUUUGCUUGAUCACAGCAAGUGUGACAAGUACUGGGGUACUUCCUCAGACAAGAACUUGGACUAUACGACUCACUGGUCCAGCACUCCAGAACCAGAGACCUCGGGGCCAGCUGCUUCAGAGAACACAGUGACAAUUACAGACUGGAAGCCAGGGAGGGACUCAGGGCCUCAGUCGCAUGGGUCUCCCCACUCCCCCAACUCAGACUCACAGGAAUGCUGUAAUGACCAGGAACUUGUGAAGAAGCAUUCGAGUAUCACUAAGAAACCAUUGGAGACCAGCUCUUCCAAAAUCAAAGGUAAGUCCACCAUGAUGAUUCCUGACACCCAGAAGCUCCUGCGAUGCGAACUGGAGUCACUCAAGAACCAGCUACAGGCCCAGACUAAGGCUUUUGAGUUCCUCAAUCACUCAGUGACCAUGUUGGAGAAAGAGAGCUGCCUGCAGCAAAUCAAGAUCCAACAGCUUGAAGGAGUCCUGAACCCCACGAGCCAGCAGACAGAGGGGAAAAAGUGGGACAUGGAUCAGGGACAGCGGGAGCUGUAUGGGGCCCUGGCGCAAGGCCUGAAGGGGCUCCAGAAGACUGUGCGGGAGAGUGAGGAGGUGCAGAAAACCCGCACUAUCCGCUACCUGCAGCUGCUGGCCCAGGAGAUCCGAGACAGCAAGAAAUUCCUGUGGGAGGAGCUGGAGCUGGUUCGGGAGGAGGUGACCUUCAUCUAUCAGAAGCUCCAGGCACAGGAGGAAGAGAUCACUGAGAACCUGGUGAACAUCCAGAAGGUGCAGAAGACCCAGGCGAAGUGCCGUAAGGUCUUGACCAAGAUGAAACAACAGGGGUGUGAGACAACCAACUGGCUGGAGACAGAGGAGAUGCCAUCAGGAGGCAAUGGCUCUUGGAGGAGUGACCUCCAGAAGGAGCUGAGUGACAUAUGCUCCCCAUCUUCCUGCAGGUCCGCCGUGCAUACGCUGCAGAACUCCUUUGAUGGCCUCACCAUGUCCUCGGGAAUGCGCCCCAAGACUGGGAGCCUCCGGGGCUACAAGGGGCACAGAUGCCUGAGUCCUCCGCUUCACUCUUGGGACUCGGACUCGGACUCGGACCAGAACCCUUCCCAGCCACCCUUCAACAAAAGCCGCUCUUUCCCACCAGGUGUGGCUCCUCCCCUGCUCCGCCCACCUUGCCCCUCCCGACCAGCCCUGGAAUCCCACAGGAUGGACCCUCCCAGCUCCCAACCUGGGCUCCUGCACUCUGACUGCCACCCCUGGGUCCCCUGGACCAGACCUGGCCCUUACCCAUCCUGUCUCCCCACAGCUUGAGCAGCCGGGUUGCUCUCCACGAAGACCCCUCCAGAGAGAAAAUAAACUAGCCGAGACCCUC